UUGUUGUUAAAACUAACCUUUGCAGAUUAUAUAUUUAGUACAUAGUAUAAAGGUUGCUUCCCACUUCCCACUUUGUAGAUCUUAGUUUCUUCACUUUAAUAAUAAUAAUAAUAAGAAUGGAGAUUGAAGCUCCACAGUCUGAAGUCUGCAUGGAUCUUGAAAAUGGGAAGGUGGCAGCAGAUGAUGAUAAGAUGAUGAUGAUGAUGGGGAGCAAGGGUGGAGAUUGGUUGGGGUGGGAAGAUCUGACGGUGGUGGUUCCAUAUAACAUUGGAAAUGGACCAACCAAGAGGCUGCUUAAUGGUGUAACAGGUUUUGCUCAGCCUGGUAGAAUCAUGGCAAUCAUGGGUCCUUCUGGUUCUGGCAAGUCCACUCUUCUUGAUUCUUUAGCAGGUAGACUUUCAAGAAAUCUUGCCAUGACUGGAAAUAUUCUCCUCAAUGGACGAAAGAGAAGGCUCAACUAUGGUGAUGUGGCUUACGUGACACAAGAAGAUGUAUUAAUGGGCACACUCACAAUACGAGAAACCCUAACAUACUCAGCUCAACUGAGGCUUCCAGGCAACCUUAAAAAGCAGGCCGAGGUAGUAGAGUCCGUGAUAUCGGAGAUGGGGCUCGGAGAUUGCGCCGACAACCUCGUCGGAAACUGGCACCUGAGAGGGAUAAGCGGCGGCGAGAAGAAGCGGUUGAGCAUUGCCUUGGAGAUACUGACGACGCAGCCUCGUCUGCUGUUCCUGGACGAGCCCACCACCGGGCUAGACAGCGCCGCCGCGUUUUUCGUGGUGGAGGUUCUCAAGAACUUGGCCGCCGGCGGUGGGAGAACCGUCUUGUGCUCCGUUCACCAGCCUAGCAGUGAAGUCUUUGCGCAGUUUGAUGAUCUUUGCCUCUUGUCCUCCGGCGAAACUAUUUAUUUUGGAGAAGCUAAGAAUGCUGUUGAGUUCUUUGCAGAUUGUGGAUUUGCAUGUCCAAAUAGAAGAAACCCUUCCGACCAUUUCCUACGUUGUAUCAAUUCCGACUUUGACCAUGUCACUGCUACCCUCAUAGGUUCUCAAAGAAUCACUGAUAUCAAAGAGUCAUCUGGUUCCACUACAUACUUACCAACCACAGAGAUAAGAGUAAGGCUUCUUCGAAACUACAGAUACUCAGAAUAUGCAAGCAGAGUUAAAACCAAACUUCGAGAAAUGUCAAAAAUGGAUGGAGUAGUAAGAGUGGAAGAAAGAGGAGGAAGGCAAGCAAGAUGGUGGAAGCAACUUACAACACUGACAAGAAGAUCAAUGACAAACAUGUCAAGAGAUUUCAGCUACUACUGGCUGAGAAUAAUAAUGUACAUCGUACUUUCUGUCUGUGUCGGCACUGUCUUUCACGAUGUCGGAACAAACUACCGGGCGAUCAUGGCGAGGGGCGCCUGCGGCGGAUUCAUUUCCGGCUUCAUGUCCUUCAUGUCCAUCGGAGGCUUCCCAUCUUUCAUUGAAGAAAUGAAAAUAUUUUACAAAGAGAGAUUGAAUGGGCAUUAUGGGGUUGGAUUGUUCAUCCUCUCAAACUUCAUCUCAUCAUUCCCAUUCUUGGUUUUGAUGUCUUUUAGCUCAAUAGCCAUUACUUACAGUCUGGUCAAGUUUCACCCUGGCUUCAUCCAUUUCACAUAUGCUGCUGUUGAUCUUUUGUGCUCCAUUGCUGUGGUAGAGAGCUGCAUGAUGGUUGUGGCUUCCAUUGUUCCCAACUUCACUAUGGGGCUCAUUAUAGGAGCCGGCUUAAUUGGAAUUAUGAUGGCUUCGGCUGGUUUUUUCCAGCCAUUCCCAUAUCUUCCAAAGUUCUUCUGGACAUACCCUAUUUCCUAUGUAAACUACAUGGCAUGGGGUUUACAAGGAGCAUACAAGAACGACAUGUUAGGGCUAGAGUUCGAACCCAUGAACUCUAGCGAGGUUAAGCUAAACGGAGAGGUUAUCCUGACCACCAUUCUUGGGAUAUCGGUGGAGCAUUCGAAAUGGUGGGAUUUGGGUGCAGUCAUAGCCAUUCUUGCAUCAUACAGGCUAGCAUUCUUUGUCGUUCUCAAGCUAAGGGAGACAGCCAUGCCCUACCUCUACAACCUUUAUACCAAAACAACUAUGCACCGUAUUAGCAAGAGGCCUUCUUUCAGGAAGAUCACUCCUCCACCCUUUCCAUCCAAGAGACAUUACACUAUGCAUCCAUUGUCUUCCCAAGAAGGUCUCAACUCUCCAAUUCAUUAGGAGGACACACCAUAUAUAUAUAUAUAUAUAUAUAUAUAUAUAUAUAUAUAUAUAUAUAUAU
Molecule: messenger RNA, 2280 nt
Organism: Ipomoea nil (Japanese morning glory)
Lineage: Eukaryota; Viridiplantae; Streptophyta; Magnoliopsida; Solanales; Convolvulaceae
Product: ABC transporter G family member 12-like
Exons: 9
Coding region: 117-2219 (700 amino acids)
Cellular component (GO): membrane
Molecular function (GO): ABC-type transporter activity; ATP binding; ATP hydrolysis activity
Source: RefSeq, a predicted model, not a curated record